This is a messenger RNA of Pimephales promelas (fathead minnow), 1402 nucleotides long. Its product is annotated as 5-hydroxytryptamine receptor 3A. Gene Ontology annotation, molecular function: transmembrane signaling receptor activity; extracellular ligand-gated monoatomic ion channel activity. NCBI's taxonomy places the organism in Eukaryota, Metazoa, Chordata, Actinopteri, Cypriniformes, Leuciscidae. The record is from RefSeq and is a predicted model, not a curated record. Gene Ontology annotation, biological process: monoatomic ion transmembrane transport. Gene Ontology annotation, cellular component: membrane.
GGUGUGUGUCUGCUGCUGAAAACUGCAGUUAUAAAGCACUUAUCGAGUACCUCGGCUUGGACAACAGUGACGUUCUAAUGACGUCCCUAAGGCCCGUGCAUAACUGGACAACUCCUACCACUGUUUUGAUGAACCUGCUUGUGACCUCCAUCACAGAAGUGGAUGAAAAAGCCCAGAGCAUCUCAACACAAAUCACCAUUAUAAUUGGUUGGUUCAGUGAGUUCACAAGAUGGAAUCCUAAUGACUUUUGUGGGAUCAAUAUGUCUUCAAUUAAAAAAGAAAUGGUUUGGAUCCCAGACAUCAACAUAAUUGAAAGCAUCAAGACAGAGUUUGCAACAAUAGAGAAUCAACAUGUGAAGUUGUUUAAUGCAGGCAUUAUUCUCACAUCUAACACUUUUGCUCUGACCUCGGCCUGCAAGAUGGACCUUCACCAGUUUCCCUUUGACGCCCAAAGCUGCACGAUUACCCUUCAGUCUCCGAUACAUACAAGCAAUGAGCUCCUGAUUUACCCUUUCUCUGAUUCAUCAUUCCUGACUCUCAGCUCCAAGAAGGCCUUUCAGACUCAGGGAGAGUGGGAACUCCUCACUAUAAAUAUCUCUAAAGGCCAAGCUGAUACUAUAGGAUAUAUACAGGAUCAGCUGAUAUAUACGAUCACCAUAAGGAGGAGACCUUUACUGUAUGUCAUUAUUUUUCUGAUGCCAGUAUUUUACUUCCUUGUGCUGGAUGUGGCCUCCUUCUUCAUCGAUUCAAGUGGAGGAGAGAAGCUUGGGUUUAAAGUAACUUUGCUUCUGUCUAUUUCUGUGUUACUGCUGCUUCUUAAAGACAUGCUGCCCUCCACUGCCAGUAGCAUCCCACUGAUUGGGAUUUAUUGUGUUGUCAUCUUCGCUGUCAUGGGCAUCAGUGUUCUUGAGACUAUUUUUGUGAAUUUUCUGAUGGCUAAAGGAAAUCAGACAUUUUCAGUGGAAGCAAUGGAAAGCACAUCUGCUCUUUCUGAUACCGUAAAGGACCCUUCAGACUCAGUUGCAGACAGCACUGAAGAGCACCCGUACACUCCUGAAGCAAUCCUGAAGCAGAUCCUUGUGGAGUUUCAGGCUGUUGCUCAUCAAAACCAAAAAAAGAAGAAACCCCUGUCCUGGACCAGAGUGGCCAAAAUAAUAGAUGUUAUCUUCUUUUUCCUGUACUUAAUCACUGUUAUUGCUUUUCUGAUUUCACUGUUCAUUUCUUGGUUCGCAUGAGUGUAUAUCCUUGUAUGGGCCUGUACAUGAGAUGAUCAGGCUUUCAUAACUUCUGCAUGUUCCAUUAGAAAUAUUAAAAUAUAGACAAGCCAACAGUUUUCCUUUUUAGUUACUUUACUGUACAUUCCACUGAAUACACUCUUGAAAAUAAAGGCUCCAAAAGGGGA